This is a messenger RNA of Gongylonema pulchrum, 411 nucleotides long. The record is from the annotation of a GenBank genome assembly. Lineage: Eukaryota; Metazoa; Nematoda; Chromadorea; Rhabditida; Gongylonematidae.
AUGAUUUAUUCUCCAGAUCACUAUUUUGCUUGUCAUGGAGGUAUAUCGCAGUGGCUUACUUCACGCGAUAUUUUGAGGCGCAUAGCCAAACCGACAUAUACCACAGACAUGGAAUUUGUUCAAGGCCUAACACUUGCUGAUCUUCUUUGGGCUGAUCCAGUUCUGGGGCAAAAAAAAUGGUUCGCACCAAGUCAUCGCAGAUGUGGAUACACGUUUAAUCAAAAGGCGCUGAAAGCGGUACUACGAGCACUGAAAGUGAAGACGCUGAUCCGGGCCCACGAAUAUUACGCAAGUGGCUCGGUUCGUAACUUCGAUGACCAGUCGUGCUAUACGGUACACAGUACCCCUGAUGAAGAUAGCACUAACAACUCUUACAAGGUCCUCCGGGAUUGUUUGGGUAUACUUCCGUAA